AUGCCAGGGGAAACGGCCAGUGCCAGCGCCAAUGGCGGUGGGAGUGGUAGUGGGUCUAGGCGGUCCAUAUCCCCCUCGCUCUCCUUCCACUCGGCACCCUCGCCUGUAGCCCUCCUCCACCAUCAUCACCCAAAUUCAGAAUUCAGAUCUGAAACAUCCUCCUCCCGAUCCGCGCGGUUGACGACGGCCGCGGGCAUAAGUCUAACUCACGACGAUCGGACAGCAGGCGCAGGCGGUUCGGGUCUGGCAUCGACAUCUCGUCCUUCUUCAUCUUCUUCCUCAUCCUCCUCCCAUACUACCAUGUCGAUGCGCCAUCCCGUACCCGUAUCCCCGGCCGAUCGGUAUACCCCAUAUACCCGUAGCGGGCAGGAGCACCAUUCUUAUACCUACCACCACCACGCCGAUCUCGUCGGUGCUGGGUCGGGAUCAGGCUCAGGUUCUGGUUCGGGCUCUGGCUCGGGAUCAUCAGCCACCAUCUCCGCCUCUUCCUCAGCAGCCUUCAUGUCACACCCCGAUUCAAAUUCCCGCCGCCCCUCAAACUCUACCAAUCCCACUUCGGCGCCCACCUCUCCUUCUAUCCCAUCGACAUCGGCUCAUCGGACAUGGCGGCCAACGACCAAUGUCCCCGCGCAUAUCGCCAGGCGGCAUCGCGCCGUCGGAUCUGGCGUCGGCGCGGCUGGAGGCGGAGGGGAAGAGAGUCGGUCCAGGUGGUUGAGCGACGGAGAAGAUGAAGGGGAAGGAUCGAGAGCUAUAGGGCGGCGGAGGAGGGGAUCGGGGAAUGCCACGGUGUCGGCGCAUGGGGGAGGGAUCGGACAGGGAGCGGCGGCGGUGGCGGUCGCAUCGAGUCAUGCGCCCGGUCCAGCAGAUCGAGGCGGGACUAGCGGAGUACAAGGAGGAGACCUGUUCUUCAAGCCCGAUCUACCUCUACCGAAAUUCGACCCCCAUUCCGCUCGUACCCCUUCGUCUUCACACCCACAUACCUCAUCCUCUUCCCACCCCCACCACCCAGCGACAUCUCCAUCUUCAUCGUCGAGACCCGGAAUGGGCGCGAGGCGACGAUCGACCCCACCGCAUAAAGUCAAAUCGGGACUCCGAGCGGCGUCGCAUUCGCCUCGUCUCCUGGCCGGAUCCAUUCCGGCUCCGUUCCCUGUACCGUCACCGUCACCGUCACAACUUCCGAUGGCGCAUACCCAGAGCCAGAUCGGCGCGGAACCGCCCACCAUAGCGGAUCUCGUCCCUCCUCCGCGGGAUCGAGCCGGCGCGAGGGUCUUGAGGACCCAGAUGGCGCUGAUUGAUCCGCCUGGCGCGGUCGCGGACGCUUCUCUUUCUCCUCCAGCAGGGCUUCAAGAGGGAGGAGAAGGCGGAGCCGGAGCUGGCGAGGGAGAAGGGGAAGCUAUGGAGGGUGUCGAGCCGGCAGAUGAAGGGGAAGGGGAUGAUGGAGCCAAGGGCUCAGGAUCGGGAUCGGGGAGUGACGAGAGAGAAACGAGGGAUGGGAGUGCGGGGUCAGGAUCGACCUCGACGUCCAAAGACAAAGGGGAUGGGAGGGAGACUGAAGAAGCUGUUGACUUGAGUCGGGAAGGGGGAACUGGGAUGGGGAUUGAUACGCUCUGCCCCCCCGGAACCGACCAACUCCUGCACCACCCCCUCACCCUCCCCUGCGGCCACACCCUCUCUUCCGAACACCUCUCCGUCCCCGCCCCAGCACCCUUACCCGCCAACUACCCCCUCUUACCUCCACACGAUCAGCACGCUCUCGCCCAGCAACAGCAACACCAGCGUCUCUCGCUCUGGGCGGGCAUCAUGUGUCCCAUCCCUUCGUGCAAACGGUAUUCGCCCUACGCCAUCCCCGGUGGAUUGGGACAUGAGCCUUCGAGCCCCGUCACUGCUUUUAUGUGCCCGCCUGCAGCUCCCCUUCCCGCUCCCGCUCCAGCAGCCAUCCCGCUCGCUUCGGGGGUGAUGUACUAUCCCCCUCCCCCACCCGCUGCUUCUGCCCCUCCGGCUCCCGCUCCUAUCGCUGGAUCCGCCGUCCAGUCCCACCCGCCCCCGGCCUACUCGCCCGAUCCGCCCGUCAACGAAAUGGGAUCCCCACUGCUCGAUACCGCCGUCGAUAAAGUCAUGUACCUCGUCAUGCGCGAGCUGGGGCUCGGACAGUUCUCCCGCCGCGCGACAGAAGCGGCCGCGACGGCUGUGGCGGCGGCAGCCCAGGAGACGGGGCUGGUGCAUCAGCAUUCGGAGGCGGAGAGGAUGGCGGUAGCUGUGGAAGAAGCCAAAGCGGACGGGACUAUAGACGCGGACGGAGAAGGCAUCGACAGCGGUACCGGCGUCGGUGAGGCUCGACACGCCCAUUUCGGACCUCCAAGCUCUUCUCCCGCUCGCGCCGCGCCGCCUCCUCUCCACACGUCUCUCUCGAUGGGGCUGAGCUCCACCUCCCUCUCCGAGACGCUCACCGCCUCUUCCUCCUCAACUUCCAUCGCCACCGCCACGGCCACGCCCCGCCCCAAACCGACUCCAGACCAGAAGGCCCCCACCCACCCCCAACCCUCGGACGAGUCCACCGCCGACGCACGCCUCGUCGGGCGGGUCCUUGUCGCGUAA
Messenger RNA from Dioszegia hungarica, 2595 nucleotides. RefSeq lists its product as uncharacterized. NCBI's taxonomy places the organism in Eukaryota, Fungi, Basidiomycota, Tremellomycetes, Tremellales, Bulleribasidiaceae. The transcript is spliced from 5 exons. The record is from RefSeq and is a predicted model, not a curated record. Bases 1 to 2595 code for a protein of 864 amino acids.